Messenger RNA from Lachancea meyersii CBS 8951, 240 nucleotides. Lineage: Eukaryota; Fungi; Ascomycota; Saccharomycetes; Saccharomycetales; Saccharomycetaceae. The record is from the annotation of a GenBank genome assembly.
AUGGUUAAGAGACUCAGUGGUCUGCAGCGAGACGUUCUCCAGAUGUACAGACAGUGCAUUAGACAAGCACAUAAGAAACCCGAGGCCAAUAGGCCAAACUUCAUAGGGUACAUCAGAACAGAGUUUGGCAAGCAUCGCAACCUGCCGCGAAAGGACUUUAGCACGAUAGAACACUUACUGAGGGUUGGACAUCGUCGACUGGAGAAUUUUUCGGCUGCAGAGGUUAAGGACAUUCACUAA